Juglans microcarpa x Juglans regia is the source of this 444-nucleotide messenger RNA. Its product is annotated as non-specific lipid transfer protein GPI-anchored 15. Gene Ontology annotation, biological process: systemic acquired resistance. Bases 57 to 422 code for a protein of 121 amino acids. Gene Ontology annotation, molecular function: fatty acid binding. The record is from RefSeq and is a predicted model, not a curated record. Lineage: Eukaryota; Viridiplantae; Streptophyta; Magnoliopsida; Fagales; Juglandaceae. The transcript has 2 exons.
UCGUUCUGCUCCUUCUGCAAUAGAAAAAAGUAUCUCUAAUCAAGUCUAAAACACGGAUGGCCGCCGAUUCCAUUAAAGCUUUUCUUGUGGUCGUGCUCGCCUUCAUGCUUGUUUCUGAGGCCUUCCUUCAGGAAGUUAAUGCUGCCGGAGAGUGCGGAAAGACCCCCAUCAAGUCUGCAGCUGCAACCUUGAGCCCUUGCUUGAGUGCAGCUGCGAAUGCUCAGGCCAAGGUUCCACCAACAUGCUGCACAAAAGUUGGUGCCUUAAUCAAGGCCACACCCAAGUGCCUUUGUGCGGUUUUGUUGUCGCCUUUGGUAAAGCAGGCGGGGAUCCAGCCUGCCAUUGCUAUUACUAUUCCAAAGCGGUGCAACAUCAGCAACCGACCGGCGGGAAAGAAGUGCGGAAGAUACACUCUCCCCUGAGAGUCAAACCCAAAGUCGACUA